AUGACUUUCCAGAUGAACAACAGCCAAUACCCUGAAAGCAACUUAACAUGGCAGAUUCUCAAUCACGCUAAUAAGCACAAUUAUGCCAUUGGUGCGUACAAUUGCUACAACGACGAUGGCGUUAUAGCAGUUAUUCGAGCAGCUGAAAGAAAACACUCAGCAGCAAUCAUUCAACUUUUCCCAUGGUCAAUGCAUUUUCAAGGGCCAGAGUUUGUUCGUUAUGUAGUUAGGGCUGCUCAUGUAGCCUCCGUACCGGUUGCCGUCCAUUUGGAUCACUGCAUUAAACUAGAGGAUGUAGAGCUAGCUCUUGGGCUUCCUUUUGACUCGAUCAUGGUGGAUGCUUCAAAGCAGGACCAAGAAGCUAAUAUCCGCUUCUGUAAGGAUAUCAUAGAAAGGGCAAAAUCACGGAACAUCACGAUCGAGGCCGAACUAGGCCGCAUUGAGGGUGGCGAGGAUGGUCUCCCCCAUAUCGAUAUGGAUACAGUAUUGACCCGGCCUGACGAGGCAGGAGAAUUUGUUCGUCGUACCGGGGUUCACUACCUGGCACCUUCAUUCGGAAACAUUCAUGGUGGUUACCCCCCUGGAGGGGCAAAGAAGUCAUGGGAUCUUUCUCGGCUGUCUUCCAUUGCAAAAAUGUCGACUACUAAUAUUCCUUUGGUUCUUCAUGGAACACAUGCCGUCUCUGAUGAGCUCUUCUUGAAAGCUGUCCGGUGUGGAGUACGGAAAGUCAAUUUGAAUCGCACUGUGCGGGACGAAUAUACUCGAUUUGUAGCCGAGAAAUCCGGUUCUCUAGAAUUAACAACCCUCAAGACGGAAGCAGUCGAAGUGUAUACCAGAUCUAUUGAGAGAAUGAUGGAUGUACUAGGUUCAUCUAGCCGCUAUUAG
This is a messenger RNA of Talaromyces proteolyticus, 885 nucleotides long. Its product is annotated as fructose-bisphosphate aldolase. Gene Ontology annotation, biological process: carbohydrate metabolic process. Bases 1 to 885 code for a protein of 294 amino acids. The transcript has 3 exons. Gene Ontology annotation, molecular function: aldehyde-lyase activity; zinc ion binding. The record is from RefSeq and is a predicted model, not a curated record. Lineage: Eukaryota; Fungi; Ascomycota; Eurotiomycetes; Eurotiales; Trichocomaceae.